UUGCAAACUUCAGAAUAUUAAACAAAUACAUAUUAAUCUCACCUUUCUGCAUAUGUAUUCUCAAUUUGUGAAACAGUGAAAGUGACGGGUUAACGUUCAUCCAUUUGUUGGAAGCUCGCACGGCUUUCCUCAGGCCAUCACUGAGCAGUGUGGAAAAUGAAUUGACGGGGAGGGAGAUGAUGGGUUCUCACUGAUAUGGGGUCGGAAACCAACGUAUCGCCGGCGUCGCCUUCCUCGGCGGCGGCCACGGCGUCCUCAUCCCCCGCUGCGAAGCGAAGUCGAGACCCUGAAGACGAGGUUUAUAUCGACAAUUUGCACUCCCACAAGCGUUAUCUCAGUGAGAUAAUGGCAUCGAGUUUAAAUGGAUUGACUGUUGGAGAUAACUUAGCUGAUGAUAGUCUUGUGUAUUCUCCAAGAGAUGAUUUAUCCCUACAAUAUUCACCAAUGUCGGAAGAUUCAGAUGACUUGCCGAGCUAUGAAGUUUCCAUGCACGUUUGUUCAUCUCAGCCAGAGAGCAGCAGCAUGCCAACCAGUCCUGUUUCUCCACACAGACACCAGAGGCCAUUGAGUGGGCUCUCACCAUUCUCUCAAACCACUCCGACCCACGGAUGCAACUCUCAUCAUGUUUCACCUUGUAGUGCCCGCCAGCGAGGCUCGGAUUCCGAGGGCCGGUUCCCAUCAUCACCAAGCGACAUAUGCCACUCGGCUGACUUGAGGAGGGCGGCACUUUUGAGGUCUGUGCAGAUGAGAACCCAACCCCAUGGGGCCGCGACUCUCUUUGACUUGUCACUUAAUCAGGGAGGCCAUGAACAUAGUUUGGAAACUGACGAGGGUGAUUAUCAGAUUGCAGAAUGUUCUUCGUCGUUGAGAGUGUCCGAAUCUGAAGGACUAGAAAAACACUGUGGGAUGUCGGAGGACACGUACCCUAAAAGGAGUACGUCUAAUGACUAACCACUCUCCAAAUGUUUGGUGACAUUGUGUGUGUGUGUGUGUGUUGCCACUAAAUUAACCAAAUUUGUGCAAAGGCAGUGUUUCUAGGGUAGGGCCUAGGGUUGUGUGUUCUUUGAUAUAUGGAGUAAGAUUCAUUCCUUACAGUUAUAUGUGGGAUUG
Molecule: messenger RNA, 1110 nt
Organism: Cuscuta campestris
Lineage: Eukaryota; Viridiplantae; Streptophyta; Magnoliopsida; Solanales; Convolvulaceae
Source: the annotation of a GenBank genome assembly